Sungouiella intermedia is the source of this 1158-nucleotide messenger RNA. The record is from the annotation of a GenBank genome assembly. NCBI's taxonomy places the organism in Eukaryota, Fungi, Ascomycota, Pichiomycetes, Serinales, Metschnikowiaceae.
AUGUUGAGAGCCUCCGUCAGAGCUUCGGUGAGAGCCUCAUCCGGCCUCCAGACGAGAUCCGUCUACACCUCCGUGUUGGACAAUGAUAUCAAUAUCACCAGAAACGGAAAAGUUAACUUGGCUGUUGGUCCUGGUGGUCGUUCUUCGAGAACUGGAUACACCGUGACUGUUUUCGGUGCCGCAGGUUUCUUGGGUCGUUAUUUGACCUCUAAAUUGGCCAGACACGGUACCAACGUGGUCGUGCCUUUCAGAGACGACUUGAAGAAAAGAUUUUUGAAAGUCACUGGAGAUUUGGGUGUGGUCAACUUUGUGGAAUUUGACCCUAGAAACUUGGAGUCCAUCGCUGAAUCGGUGGCCCACUCCGACGUUGUGUUCAACUGUAUUGGUGCCGAUUACUGGACCAAGAACUUCUCUAUGGCUGAUGUGAACAUUGGUAUCACCGAAAGAAUCACCAACGCCGUUAAAGACGCAGGAAACCCAAGAUACGUCUACGUGUCGUCUUACAACGCCAACCCAUCGUCGGACUCCAUCUUCUACGCCACUAAGGGUAUUUCUGAGCAGGUUGUCAAGGAUAUUUUGCCAGAUUCCACCAUUGUGAGACCAUCUCCUAUGUAUGGUCGUGAGGACAACUUGUUGAACUACUUGGGUCCUAAGUUGAAGAUGUGGACGCCUAACAGAAAUGCUAAGGAGAUCUAUCCUGUGCACGUGCUCGAUGUGGCCCAUGCAUUGGAGAGAAUCGGCUUUGACGACUCCACUGUGGGCCAGACAUUUGAGUUGUACGGUCCAGAGAAGUUGAGCUUCCAUGAGAUCAGAAAGAUGGUUCACGGUAUCACCCAGGACUUCUCGCAGGUGGGUCCCUUCUCAUACAACUUUGCAGACUACGAGAUCCCAUUGCAGUUGGCCAAACUUGUCGCUCAGAUCAAGCAGUACUUGUACUGGAAGCAAACCAACCCGGACCAGGUGCAGAGACACUUGAUUAACCAAACCAUUGAUCCUUCUGCCAAGACUUUCGCUGACUUGGGCAUCACAGACUUGGACCGUUUGGCCGAUGUGUUGUUCACCUAUGUGAAGCACUGGAGACAUCCAUUGAUUGCUCAGCAGGGUGCUCCUUCCAAGAAGGAGUUGAACAGAUUGCGUGAGCAGCAACACUUCACAUAA